AAAACAACAUUUUGCUAUUUGCUGGCAUUUGGUGCGGUAGCGACACCUAUUUCUUACGGCUAUUCAAAAUGCUGGCAGAAAAAAACUAUCUACAUAUAUCCACAAAGACGCAAGAACUGAUCUUGAACAAUCUGAUUCUUGCUAGCAUAUGUAUCACAGCCGUUUUCAUUCGGUUCUUUUCUAUAACCGAAUAUGAAGUCAUCAUACAUGAGUAUGACCCGUGGUUUAAUUUUCGGUCUACGCAAUUGCUGGCCCUGCCCCCUUUGGGCAAGUCAAUCAUUGAUUCGAUAUACAACUUUUACGAAUGGUUCGACAUAUACAGCUGGUACCCUCUGGGAAGGUUGGUCGGCCAAACUAUUUUUCCAGGGCUCAUGUUCACCAGCUCCGUAAUUUACUGGAUCUUUCGAGCGUUGGACCUCGAGGUCUCUAUCCAAGAAAUAUGCGUGCUGAUUCCUGCUUUCUUUGCGUGUUUGACUUGUUUGUCUUGCUAUUGGCUCACGCUGCAAACUGUUGGACGAAAGUCCACUGCGCUUCUUGCUGCGUUUCUGGCUGGAAUCAUCCCGGGGUACAUGUCCAGAUCUAUAGCUGGAUCCUACGACAAUGAGUGCAUAUCUAUUUUCAUCCUUGUGUUCACGCUAACUCUAUGGGUCUAUGCCCUCAAUAAUGGAUCUACACUUUGGGCAACCGCGUGCGCUCUCUCGUUCUUCUACAUGGCAUCCUCGUGGGGUGGAUAUAUCUUCAUCAUCAAUUUGAUUCCGCUUCACACCUUCAUAUUAAUUUUAUUUGGUCGUUACUCUCAGCGCCUCUAUACUGCGUAUUCUACCUUCUAUGUCUUGGGGACGAUCCUUUCUAUGCAGGUGAGAUUCAUAAGUAUCAAGCCCAUUAUAUCCCCAGAUCAUCUGCCAUCUCUUGGUGUCUUUGGAUUCCUUCAAAUUUAUGCUUUCGUUGUUUAUCUCAAAUUCGUCCUGAAUCACGAGACGUUCCAAAAGGCAGUGCGGCUCAUCAUCUUUUCGUGCGCACUCAUCUUCUGCGCUCUGCUAGUCACCCUCUACGUCACCGGAUCCGCCUCCUUAAUUGGAGAUCGCUUCUACACCUUCUUCAACCCUUCGCACGCCAGGGAAAAUAAGCCCAUUGUUGCCUCUGUCUCGGAACACCAAGCCAGUACUUGGUCCUCGUACUUCAUAGAUCUUCAUUACCUCACCGUCUUUACACUGGUCGGUCUAUACUAUCUCUUUCAAAACAUCACCGAAACCAAAAUUUUUGUCACCCUCUACACGUUGGUCUGUGUCUAUCUGUCUGCCAACAUGGUUCGAGUCAUACUCAUCUUGUCUCCGAUUGUGUGCGUAGUCGCCUCCAUUGGCAUCUCGGGUAUCCUCAGAACGCACAUAAGCCGCUUGAUCACUUCAGAUUCUAGUGUCACACAGAGCAAAAAAAAAGCAAAGCACUAUCCAGUCCGACGUCAAAAAAUUGUCCACGUCAUGUCCGUCGGCCUAGUCCUUCUCUGCAUGUUCCUCUUCAUCCGACACUCCAUCUCCAUAACCGCUUACGGCUACUCGUCUCCAUCCCUUAUUCUAAAAAUGCGCCCCAUGUCGUACUCCAACAUGUACCUGGAUGACUAUCGCGAAGCGUACACCUGGCUCAGAUUCAACACCCCCCAAAAUGCUCGAAUCAUGAGCUGGUGGGACUACGGAUACCAAAUAUCAGGCAUGGGAAACCGCACCGUCAUCAUCGACAACAGCACUUGGAACAACACCCACAUCGCCGAAGUCGCUCUCGCCAUGGUCAGUCCGGAAGAAGAGGCCAUCAAAAUUGCUCGCAAGCUCGAUGCCGAUUACGUUUUGGUCGUUUUCGGGGGCGCCGUCGGCUACUCGUCAGACGAUAUCAGCAAAUACCUAUGGAUGGUCAAAAUAAGCGCAUCGGUUCACAAGCAUGUCAUUGAAGAUGAAUACUACGCUUACAACAGACAAAACCUAGUGGGAAGCAAAGCGCCCGUAAAGCUCAGGAACUCACUCGCCUACAAGCUCUGCUACUACCGAUACUCAAACAAACUCACCAACAAGAAGGGAAUGGAUCAUGUCCGCAAAGCAAUUAUCGAUGAAGAUAUCGAACUGAAAUAUUUUGAAGAAGCCUACACUACCAAAAAUUGGGUCAUUCGCAUCUAUAAAGUAAAAAGCGAGGAAAACCUGGGAGAACCUGAUUUGUAAAUCUACACAAAAAUAAACCAUUAUUUUUAGAGAUAUGUAUGGCUUUUUUUUUAUGCUGACAUCUUCUCCACCGACA
Molecule: messenger RNA, 2280 nt
Organism: Schistocerca gregaria
Lineage: Eukaryota; Metazoa; Arthropoda; Insecta; Orthoptera; Acrididae
Product: dolichyl-diphosphooligosaccharide--protein glycosyltransferase subunit STT3A-like
Exons: 4
Coding region: 69-2204 (711 amino acids)
Cellular component (GO): membrane
Molecular function (GO): oligosaccharyl transferase activity
Source: RefSeq, a predicted model, not a curated record